Molecule: messenger RNA, 2130 nt
Organism: Ylistrum balloti
Lineage: Eukaryota; Metazoa; Mollusca; Bivalvia; Pectinida; Pectinidae
Product: allene oxide synthase-lipoxygenase protein-like
Exons: 17
Coding region: 1-2130 (709 amino acids)
Biological process (GO): lipid oxidation
Molecular function (GO): oxidoreductase activity, acting on single donors with incorporation of molecular oxygen, incorporation of two atoms of oxygen; protein binding; metal ion binding
Source: RefSeq, a predicted model, not a curated record
AUGGCGGACGCAAAUACGAAAAGGCGACAAGGACCUAAAAUUUACCAUACAGAAAGUACCAGAAAGCGUAAGAGGAAGGAGUCAGAUCAGAAAAGAGAACAGUCUUGCCAGAGUAACGAAGCGAUAGCUGACAACUCAACGUCCGAAUACGUCAUCAGUGUGAAAACUGGUGACCGAAAGGGGGCGGGUACGAAUGCCAAUGUUACACUUGUCCUGCACAGCUCUUACGGAGACUCAUCCAGAGAAAUUCAUCUGAACAAAUUCCUGAGAAAUGACUUCGAAAAGGGAAGAAAUGAUUGUUUCAAAGUUACGGCAUCUUUUAUUGGUGAAAUAGACAUGAUAGAAUUAUGGCGAGAUGACGCCGGGAAAAAGGAUGAGUGGUUUCUUGAAUGUGUGGAAGUCCGCUGCAAGGCUUCCAACAAAGCAUUCGUUUUCCCAUUUCUCCGCUGGGUUAAAGAAGGUUACCGUUACAAGAUCUGCCAUCUUGAUACGUCACUUCCUCAAGAUGAUCCUUACAAGGAUCAGAGACUUAUGGAACUCAACGAUAAAAAGGAGACCUACCAGAUGGAAGUUCACGUUCCAGGACUGCCGAUACAGGCUAAGGAAAUACCAGAUGAUGAAAGAUUUUCUUGGGACUAUAAGUUCGACCUAGGGAAGCUUGCCGCAGAGGUUAAAAUAAAAGGAAAAUUUGUAGAGACAGUAAGCGGUGAUUGGGACAGCUUAGAUGACCUUGGAAACAUAUAUAAGUGUGAAGUAUUCUCGAAACCCACGCCUCUGGCAGAUGACACAUGGGAUACGGACGAACAUUUUGGCUACCAGCGUAUUGGACGUAUCAACAACUCUCUUAUUACACUUUGUGCAAGGAUCCCAAACAAACUUGCUGUGACCGACGAAAUGUUAAAACCGUUUCUAGAAGGCGCCACGCUAGAACAAGCUAUAGCAAAGAAGAAGUUGUUUUAUGUCGACCUUGCUAUUGUAGAAGGAAUACCCGUGAAAAAUGGACUUAUGGUGUGUGCUCCGAUCGCUCUUUUCUACCAUAACAAGGAGUCCAACUUGGUUCCCAUUGCAAUACAACUGAAACAGCAACCAGCUGAUGACAAUCCGGUGUUCCUUCCAUCAGAUCCUAAAUAUACCUGGCUGGCGGCGAAGAUGUGGUUCAACCUUGCCGACGCCUCUUAUCACGAGUCAAUCACACACUUAGGAUUCACCCACAUGUUGAUGGAGGGGUGCGCACUCGCCACUCACAGAAAUCUGUCCCACUCCCAUCCCAUCUUCAAAUUAUUGGCACCACAUUUCCUCUAUCUGAUAACCAUUAAUGGAUUAGCACUGACUACCCUAAUAACCUCGGACGGCUGGGUUCAAAAUGUGAUGGCGAUCGGAAUUGAUGGCAUGUUUGCGUUAAUCAGAAAGAAACUGGAUACGUGGCGUAUGGAUAUAGAUGGAACGCUGCCCAAAGAGUUGGAAAGUAGAGGGGUACUAUUACUGGACAAGACCAUUUUGAGUGGAUAUCAUUAUCGGGAUGACGCUUUAUCAUUGUAUGACAUCAUCAAAAACUACGUCACAGAUUACGUCAGACUAUACUAUGACAACCCAGCAACAUACAAGGAAGACCAUGAAAUCCAAGCUUGGGCUCAAGAGUUGGUAAAACCCAGGACACAGGGCGGUUGUGGCCUACUGGGUGUUCCUGGAGGGGGAUCGAUCACCAAGGAGUCUGAUCUCGUGUGUAUACUGAACUGCAUUAUCUUUACAAGUAGUGUCGCUCAUGCCGCAGCAAACUUUGCACAAUACGACGAAUAUGGUUUCCCGCCAAACUACCCCGUUGUCAUCAAAGGGAAACCCCCAACUGACAAGACAGCGCAGACGGAGGCAUGCAUCUUAGAAGCCCUUCCCGACAAGUCUUUGACGUUCGAUAUCAUAACGAUCACAAAACUUUUGAGCAGUUUCGGCACCAACAAACUCGGUGAUUUCGAAAUGAAAUACAUUUAUGAUCCCAAAGCUGAAAAGGUGUUGCAACGGUUUCAGAAAGAGCUCGCCGAACAGAGUAGACGGGUGAAAUCUUUGGAAAAAACCCGCGAGUUCUCCUACAAAUGGCUGGAUCCUGAGAUCGUUCCGAAUGCUAUCAGCAUAUAA